AGUCACCAUAGCAAUGCUUUAUAGGUAACAUUGGAAGGCGUAUCAUGUGCGAUGCUGCGAAUCUGGCAACGGCUCCUUGCCGAGAUUACGCGCUAACUACGCAUAAAAUGCAGACCCCUCGCAAAGCCCAAAGAGCAAGUCCCAGAAGACGGCAAUCCCCUCUCCGCGGAGCGAGGUUCGAACGUCUGAGCCAUUUCUAGUCUAAUACUUGGACACAAUGUCCCUCGCCGCCAAAGUUUCCUGCUCUUUUCUACCAUCGACCAAAUCUCGCGGCGUCUCGCUCCCUCGGCCCUCCUUCAAGCUCAUCUCUCCCCGAAAAUCCCUCUCUCCCAGGGCUUCUCUCAGCGUCGCUCCGUCUCUCGGUAUCUCCGAGACCUUCUCCCGCUUGAGGGAUCAAGGAAAAGUUGCUUUGAUACCUUUCUUGACUGCUGGUGAUCCUGAUUUGUCAACAACUUCAGAAGCUUUGAAAAUCCUUGAUUCUUGUGGCUCAGACUUGAUAGAAUUGGGCAUGCCCUACUCCGACCCUUUAGCAGAUGGACCUGUUAUCCAGGCUGCUGCCACACGUGCCCUAGCAAAAGGAAACAACUUUGAUGCAGUUAUAUCGAUGUUAAAGGAGGUAGUACCUCAACUAUCUUGCCCAAUCGCUCUGUUUACAUAUUACAAUCCGAUACUAAAGCGUGGAGUCAAGGAGUUCAUGUCUACGGUAGAAAAUGUUGGCAUACAUGGACUUGUGGUGCCUGAUGUUCCUUUAGAGGAGACUGAAAUUUUAAGGAAUGAAGCUGUGAAACAUAAUAUCGAGUUAGUGCUGCUCACAACACCCACCACUCCAAUAGAAAGAAUGAAAGCCAUUGUUGAAGCUUCAGAAGGAUUUGUAUAUCUUGUGAGCUCUGUUGGAGUUACGGGUGCCCGUUCAUCUGUAAGUUCACGCGUUCAAUCUCUCCUACAGGAAAUUAAAGAGGCAACAACCAAACCUGUUGCAGUUGGCUUUGGCAUAUCGAAACCAGAGCAUGCGAAGCAGGUAGCGGGAUGGGGAGCAGAUGGUGUGAUUGUUGGCAGCGCAAUGGUGAAGCUUCUUGGUGAGGCCAAAUCACCUGAAGAAGGAUUGAAGGAACUGGAAACCUUCGCAAGGUCAUUGAAGGCUGCAAUCCCUUAACAAAAAUUUCAAAUUUUGGCCUUCUCUCUGCUGUGGCAUGCUAAGUUACCUGAAUGUGCGUGCUCUUGGUCUAGAGUGCUGCAGACAAUGAUGCACAUGAACGGCAUAUUUUGGUGAAGAGAAGGAUCACCUGAGAUAUGAAUUUUCCAUUGUUGUGUUGGAAAACAUUGAUAGUUUCUUUUUUCCAUUGUUAAUAUUUUAUAAACACAAAUAAGGUUGGUCCAGGCGCACAAUGUAAGAAGCUCCUGGACGAGAUAUUCCAUCACCAAUGUUUUUCAUCUUCAACCUUUUGUCAAAAGUUAUUCCUAGCAUGAAUAUCAUGCACAUCAUAUUCCAUCAAAAAGGUUAUUUUCUAUUGCC
Elaeis guineensis (African oil palm) is the source of this 1513-nucleotide messenger RNA. Its product is annotated as tryptophan synthase alpha chain. NCBI's taxonomy places the organism in Eukaryota, Viridiplantae, Streptophyta, Magnoliopsida, Arecales, Arecaceae. Gene Ontology annotation, biological process: L-tryptophan biosynthetic process. Gene Ontology annotation, molecular function: tryptophan synthase activity. Gene Ontology annotation, cellular component: cytosol; chloroplast. The record is from RefSeq and is a predicted model, not a curated record.